AUGUUAAGAGUUGAUAAUAAAUCUGCAAUCGCUCUCACAAAGAAUCCUGUCCAUCAUAACAGAAGUAAGCACAUAGACAUUAAGUAUCAUUUCAUUCGGAAGUGUGUUAAAAAAGGAGAAGUCGAAAUCGAAAAAACCACAGAAAUUGCAGAGGCUUCUAAAAUUGCAGAGUCUUCAAAAUCUAAUGUCCACAGCUUCGCUUGCAUCCUUGGAUGUUCAUAUUCAAAGUCUACAAAAGAUGCAAUCCCAAACCAAACCUUACGAGGUUUCAAUGUUAUUGAUACUAUAAAAUCUGCAAUAGAAAAGGAUUGUCCUGGUGUUGUUUCUUGUGCUGAUAUUUUGGCUUUGGUAGCCCGAGAUUCAGUUGCUAUGGUUGGCGGACCAUCUUGGGUUGUUCGCACUGGACGUCAAGAUGGAAGAAUCUCUAGUGCUUCAGAGGCUUCAGCACAGUUACCAUCUCCUUUCGCCAGUAUAAAUCAACUGAAGCAAAACUUUGCUGCAAAGGGCUUAAGUGUAAAGGAUCUAGUGGUUCUAUCAGGUGGUCACCCUUUGGGGAAUGGGUGUAAACAAGCACACACCAUUAGAAUUGACCAUUGCUUUGUAAUCGCAAAUCGUUUGUACAAUUUCAGUGGGAGAGGCGACACGGACCCAUCAUUGGACCCAGCAUUUGCAGCCCAAUUGAAGACGAAAUGUAAGCCUGGAGACACCACCACUGUCGUAGAUAUGGACCCUGGAAGCCCCAAAUUAUUCGAUGACAAUUAUUACACAGUUGUAGCUAGGAGAGGGCUCUUCCAAUCUGAUGCAGCUCUUCUCAACGAUAUCCAAACAAGAGCUUAUGUCACAUUGCAAGCUGCAACCAAUGGAAUCACUUUCGCUCGAGAUUUUGGUGCGUCAAUGGUGAAACUAGGCAACGUUGGAGUCCUCACUGGCAGCCAAGGUGAAAUCAGGAAACAGUGUGCCCUAGUAAAUUAAUUGAUUGAUUUUCUUUCUCUUAUUUUUUGGCAUUGAUUAAUGUG
Manihot esculenta (cassava) is the source of this 1016-nucleotide messenger RNA. RefSeq names its product peroxidase 56-like. Gene Ontology annotation, biological process: hydrogen peroxide catabolic process; response to oxidative stress. The transcript is spliced from 5 exons. Gene Ontology annotation, molecular function: peroxidase activity; heme binding. Gene Ontology annotation, cellular component: plant-type cell wall; plasmodesma. Lineage: Eukaryota; Viridiplantae; Streptophyta; Magnoliopsida; Malpighiales; Euphorbiaceae. The record is from RefSeq and is a predicted model, not a curated record. Bases 1 to 972 code for a protein of 323 amino acids.